This is a messenger RNA of Drosophila eugracilis, 2385 nucleotides long. It is a transcript of the gene Atg7, whose product is annotated as ubiquitin-like modifier-activating enzyme ATG7. The record is from RefSeq and is a predicted model, not a curated record. Gene Ontology annotation, molecular function: Atg8 activating enzyme activity; Atg12 activating enzyme activity. Gene Ontology annotation, cellular component: phagophore assembly site; cytoplasm. Gene Ontology annotation, biological process: autophagy of mitochondrion; C-terminal protein lipidation; protein modification by small protein conjugation. NCBI's taxonomy places the organism in Eukaryota, Metazoa, Arthropoda, Insecta, Diptera, Drosophilidae. The transcript has 9 exons. Bases 64 to 2118 code for a protein of 684 amino acids.
CGAGAGCUUUGUUUAUUAUUUUCAGCCCAAAGUUCGAACAUAAACAACGCCCCCAAACAAACGAUGAGUUCGGAUAAAGAGAUGAUUUUGCAAUUUGCACCUUGGGAAUCCUUUGUGUCGCCCACUUUUUGGCACAAGCUGGCCGAACUUAAACUGGACCAUGAUCGCCUGUCCGACUCAAAACGAUCUAUAACUGGACACUACACAAACCGAAAUGCUAGUGGUUGUCUUCUGGAAGUGGACUAUACGGCCUAUAACAAGACGGCACAGCCCCCGAAAUUCAGUCAUUCCGCCAUCGGGACUAUCUACAACAAGAACACAAUCGAAGAGUUCAAGGCCCUGGACAAAUUACAACUGCUAGCCGAUGAGGGCAAGGAACUCCUAGCUGAUAUGUGCAGUGGUGCGGCGUUGAACGAUCCCAGUCUGUUGACCCGGUUCUUUGUUCUCUCCUUUGCCGAUUUGAAGAGCCACAGCUAUUAUUAUUGGUUCGCCUUUCCCUGCCCCCUAACGCCCACUUUAAAACUGCAGAGUGCCGUCCAAAAGCUAUCGGAUUUAUCAGGUUAUCUUAACUAUACAGAGGCUUUAAAAUCCCUCCAGGCUGAAUUACAGAACUUUUUCAUCCUAUAUGCCAAUGAAGAGCAGAAGAUUUUUGAAGUCCGUAAUUUAAAUUCCUUGGACGAUAAGGAUGUAGAGCACUACUAUUUUGGGUUUUCAGAUCCAAGCGAGUACGAGCAUCCAGCUUGGUUAAUGCGAAACUACGCUGCAUUUCUGUUCCAGCAAUGUCCCUCAUUUAUUGGCAAACCCCUUAAGUUUCUGGGCCUUCGAUACAACCAGCAAAUGAAAAUGGAUGACAGCCGUAUAUGGAAGGUGAUUCAAACAGAAGGGUGUGACUUAAGUCAAACUAAGGAAGUGAAAUUUGUGGGCUGGGAGUUCAAUAAAAAUGGAAAAAUGGGCCCGAGAAUGGUCUGCAUGAGGGACAGCAUGGAUCCCGCCAAACUCGCUGAGAACUCUGUAAAUCUCAACCUGAAACUUAUGAAGUGGCGCUUGGUUCCUGAUCUGAAUCUAGAAGUCAUUUCCAAAACCAAGUGCCUGCUGUUUGGAGCUGGUACACUAGGUUGUGCUGUGGCUAGAAACCUCUUGUCCUGGGGAUUCAAGAACAUUACCCUGCUGGAUAAUGGCAAGAUUGGAUUUUCUAAUCCAGUUCGUCAGAAUCUCUACACACAUGCAGAUGCCGUGGCGGGCAAUCGAAUGAAGGCCACCACUGCUGCCCAGAGAUUGCGGGAGAUCAAUCCCUCUGCGGAGACGUCGGGUCAUGUACUAGAGAUUCCCAUGCCUGGACACACUAUUGGGGAAUCGCUGUUUGCUCAGACAAAAGAGCAUUUGCAGGUUAUAGAACAGCAGGUGCAAGACCAUGAUGUCAUCUUUCUGCUCACAGAUUCACGCGAAAGCCGCUGGCUACCCACCCUACUGGGGGCGGCCAAUGAAAAGAUUGUCAUCAAUGCAGCACUUGGCUUUGAUAGCUACCUGGUAAUGCGACAUGGCUCUACUCGCCAGGAGGCUGGCGAUAGUGGCAAAGAGAUUGAGGGUCUGAAGUGCAUCAAUGGCGGUCAAUUAGGAUGCUAUUUCUGCAACGAUGUCACUGCCCCAGGAAAUUCUCUUAAAGACCGUACCUUGGACCAACAAUGCACCGUAACCCGACCUGGAGUAUCCAACAUUGCAGCUAGUUAUGCCGUAGAGUUGCUGGUUGCUUUACUUCAGCAUCCUCAAAAGGAACUGGCACCGGCCUAUUAUGCCCAAAGUGGGCGUGGCAAAGCGGAGGAAGCAGCUGGAAAGGUUCCAGAAGGUCUACUGGGUAUACUGCCUCACUCCAUUCGAGGAAUGCUAUGCAAUUAUGAGAAUAUUCUGCCAGCUACUCAAAAGUUUGCUCAGUGCAUCGCGUGCUCAGCGUCCGUUUUGAAUGCUUACAAAAAAGAGGGUCACGCUUUUCUCUUUAAAACUUUCGAAACAGCCAAAUAUCUAGAGGAUUUGACUGGAAUCUCAGAAUUCAAGCGACUAAACAGCGAGAUAAUUGAUUUUGAUGAUGACGAAUUCGAUAUGUCCGAGGAGGAUGAAGAUUAACCUGCAUUCAGUAAAUAAACAUCUCCAAUUCUGCCUUUAAAACCGUAUAAAACUUAUGAAAUCCAGCUUACUGAGGCUUCUUAAUUAGAACCUUGCAGUUCUUGCAGAAUUUAUUACUUAAGCUUUUAAAGCAUUUAGAGUUAAAUGUCUAAACCAAAAACGUUCGUGUAACCGAUGUAUUUAUGUAUUUUGUCUAGUCUUUAAGAACUUUAUGAAUCAAUCAAGUGAAAUUAAUGGGGAAAUAAAUAUAAAAAUUGUUAAUUCAAA